This is a messenger RNA of Labrus mixtus (cuckoo wrasse), 5527 nucleotides long. It is a transcript of the gene snx13, whose product is annotated as sorting nexin 13. Gene Ontology annotation, biological process: positive regulation of GTPase activity. Gene Ontology annotation, cellular component: early endosome. Gene Ontology annotation, molecular function: phosphatidylinositol binding. The record is from RefSeq and is a predicted model, not a curated record. The transcript is spliced from 25 exons. Bases 162 to 3068 code for a protein of 968 amino acids. Lineage: Eukaryota; Metazoa; Chordata; Actinopteri; Labriformes; Labridae.
ACGGGGCAGCCGAGACAUAAACCUCGCAAACAUGGCGACGCUCCGAAGAGAGUACGGAGACUGGAAAUACGACCGUUUUUAACCGAGCAAAUAACCUCCUCGUCGCAUGUUACAAUGUGGUGGGGUUAGCCGGAGCCACCGCACGCACAGCCUUUGUGACGAUGUUUGCAGAGGCCAGUCUGUCCAUCUGGGGAUGGGGGGGUCUUGGAGUCGUGCUGUUCCUCGUCACCUUUGGACCCUUUGCCAUAUUCUACCUGGCCUUUUAUAUCUUCUGCUUUAUUGGAGGGGGCUUUGCAGUGACACUGCUCUAUGGAAAGAUCAAUUCCGAGAAACAUCUGGAAAAGUGCGAGCACUCAUACCUACCACCCACACAAAUUGGUAUACUAAAGACGUUGGAUGAGAUGAAGCUGGAGCUGAAGCCAAUAAAGAUUGACAGGAGACUAACUGGCUCCUCUUUCAUAGAUGAACCACUACAACAGGUGAUCCAGUUUGCUCUGAGAGACUACAUCCAGUACUGGUACUACACUCUGAGCGAGGAUGAAUCCUUCUUAUUGGAGAUUAGACAGACGCUGCAGAAUGCCCUCGUCCAGUUCUCUACACGGUCCAAAGAGGUGGACUGGCAGCCUUACUUCACCACUCGCCUAGUGGAUGACUUUGCCACCCAUUUACGUGUCUUUAGAAAAGCCCAAGACCGCCUCGCUGACAGGGAGGACAAGCAAAGGGACAUAACAGAGGAGCUGGUGGACUCCUUCUUUGAGGCCGAGGUGGAGAUGGAGAGGAAGAUUUGUCGAGACGUCGUGUGCACUUCACACAAAGACGAAGAAGGUUUUCUUCGGGACUUGUGUGAGUUGCUUCUGUACCUGUUACUACCUCCUGGAGAUUUCCACAACAAAAACAUGAGAUACUUCCUGAGGGAGGUGCUGGCACGUGGAGUGCUACUUCCUCUGAUCAACCAGCUUAGCGACCCAGACUACAUCAACCAGUUUGUCAUCUGGAUGAUUCGGGACUCAAGCUGUAACUACGAAGCCUUCAUGAACAUCCUGAAGCUGACUGACAAGCCUUCAGAGCUGGAGUCCGUCAAAGACAAGGUGAUGGAGGAGCUGCAGUACCUCCGCUCCCUGGACACUGCUGGAGAUGACAUCAACGUGAUCAAGAACCAGAUUAACAGUCUUCUGUUUGUGAAGAAGGUGUGUGAGACCAGGAUCCAGAGACUACAUUCUGGCAAGGAGGUGGAUGCCUUAAAGCUGGCAGCCAAUUUUGGAAAGCUGUGUGUCAUUCCGCUGGAUCACAUCCUUGUCCACAACAUCGCCCUGCAGUUCUUUAUGGACUUCAUGCAGGCAGCGGGGGCCCAGGCAGAGCUGUUCUUCUGGCUCACCGUGGAGGGCUACAGGGUGACGGCACAGCAGCAGCUGGAGGCCAUGCAGGGCUGGCAGAAAGAUGGCAAGAAGCAGCCCAGUGCAACCAAGGGACUUCUGAAGGCUGCUGCGUUGGGUGUGUUUGAGCAAUACCUCUCUGAAAAGGCAUCUCCCAGGGUGCAGGUGGAUGACGAGUCUGUAAUAAAGCUAGGGGAGAAGCUGCAGAAGGACGACCCCACACCAGAGAUAUUUGAUGAAAUCCAGCGAAAUGUGUACGACAUGAUGCUACGUGAUGAACGCUACUACCCCUCCUUCAAGCAGAGUCCUCUCUACGUCCGCAUGCUAGCAGAGCUGGAUAUGUUGAAAGAGCCAAGCUAUCGAGGUUCUGAUGACGGCGAUGGAGAAUCCUUCAACGGCUCUCCAACAGGAAGCAUAACCUUAUCUUUGGACGACUUGUCCAACUCCUGCCAUGAUGAAACUAUGCACCUACAUGCCUUCAUCUCCGACACAGCUGACACUUGUCUCCCCGGGUUCUGGGGUGCCACAGGGGUUUGCAACGACCACGGUAAGACCUACGCGCUGUACGCCAUCACUGUGUUCAGACGUAACCAUGACGGAAGCGAGGACUGCUGGAAGACGUAUCGACGUUACUCAGACUUCCAUGACUUCCACAUGAGAAUCACCGAACAGGUGUGUUUUGAGAAUCUGACAUCGAUCCUCAAGCUGCCAGGGAAGAAAACAUUUAACAACAUGGACAGAGACUUCUUGGAAAAGAGAAAAAAAGAUCUCAAUGCUUACUUACAGUUGCUGCUAAACCCAGAGAUGGUUAAAGCCUGUCCAACUCUGAUUCCUUACGUCUAUGACUUCCUAGAGAACAAGGCAUACAGCAAGGGCAAGGGAGAGUUUGCACGAAAGAUAGACACAUUUGUAAAUCCUCUGAGGAGCUCCAUGAGAAACGUGUCUAACGCAGUGAAGGCCCUGCCUGACAGUCUGGCUGAGGGCAUGACCAAGGUCUCUGACAACAUGGGUCGCAUGUCCGAACGACUGGGCCAGGACAUUAAACAGUCCAUCCUAAAGGUGCCUCCACUCCUCCCCAAGUCUGAAAUCGACCCUGAACACUGUCGAGUCUCUGCUCAGCUGGAUGACAACGUUGAUGAUAACAUCCCUCUGAGGGUAAUGCUGCUACUAAUGGACGAGGUGUUUGACCUGAAGGAGAAAAACCAGUGGCUGCGCAGGAACAUUAAGAACCUGCUUCAGCAGCUCAUCAGGGCCACAUAUGGAGACACCAUCAACAGGAAAAUUGUGGAUCAUGUGGACUACUUGACCUCACCAGAGCAGGUUGCAGACUACGUCAAGAAGUUCAGGGAUUCUUACUGGCCCAACGGUAUUCUGGCCGAGUCACCGCCACGUCGGGACAAGAACAUCCGCAUGAGGACCCGAGUCGCUGCCAAGACCAGCCUGCUGGGCAUCAUGCCAGAUGAGCUGAAGCACAUCAUCGGAGCAGACACCACAAGAAAGGGCAUCCUCCGUGUCUUCGACAUGUUUCAGUACCAACCCAUGAACCGUCGGCUUGUCUACGUUUUCCUGGAGGGCUUCUUGGAAACGAUGUUCCCCCAGUAUAAAUUCCCAGAGCUCUUUGUCAAACUACACUCCCGCUCGCCGCGCAUCCACAGAUUUAGCCAGAAAGUCAAAUCGUCCUCCCUCAAGAGGUGACAGGAGAGGACAGAGGCAGCGGGACAUCAGCCAAUCAGACACACACUUGGACUUGAGGGCGGAGAGUGAUAGUGGAGGGGCUUGACGUGAAUGUUAAGGUGUGUUCGCUUGAUUUCUGCUCUUCCACUUCCCUCACACACUCUCUUCUGUGAAAACACUCCAGCUGUCUGGACAGAGCUGAAGGAUGAGCAACACGUACAUUGCCCUCGUCUAACUCUGUGACACAAACACACCUGCGCAAACUUAAAUCCUGUAAUUUGCACCAAGACUGAUCAUUGCAUAAAUUUGUUUUAGUUCAAAUAGUUUCCUUUUUUCUGAUGUUUUAGUUGUGUUGAGCUUUAUCAUGGGCCAGUCAAUGCUGCUUUCUUGUGGUUCAGAGAACAGACCACAAAUACUGUAUUGUUUUUAACUGCAGGAGCAGAUAGCAUAGACCCACACCUUGCCUUACCUUCCUGCUUCUGUGUGUGUCAGCCGGAAUAGCCCGCCAUCUGAGUGACCCGGCCAUUCAGCUGUAGACAAACUAACCCACACGCUAGACAUGUUAUCUACGAAAGCUGCACACUUGCUUACAUGCAAAAUUGUUUUUUCAUAGCAACCAAAUAUGUCAAUAGCACUGGGUUAAGAAGGCGCUAUUUUUUAAAUGUGACUGAACAAACUGGGGUUGAAAGGACAAUUUUACAUUUUAAUGACACAUUUUUCUACCCUCUUUUUUUUUUUUUUUGCCCACGAUCCUCAACGAAUAAGCCACACCCCCUUUAAUGCUACUGUCAAACAUGUGAAGACCAAAGCUCAUGCUGUCCAUACUUGUGUUUGGCUUGAUGUUGGGAUACUCCGAGCAUUACUGUGCUAAAUAAACGAAUCAUGUGAGGGAGGAGUAAGUUGACCUCUGGUGACCUAAUGGUGAGGCUCUAAAGUGUGGCACAGUUGUGGGAUGCUCAGCGCCAUCAAAGAAUGUACUCUCUGGUCUGCUCCGUUUUUGGCUUGAGUAGAGUUUUGUGUGAAUGGGUGUGUGCGUGUGUGUUUUAGCAUAAAGCUGCUACACUUUCUCAGUAAGAAACUGUGCCAGUGUGAGCUAGUGAACCAGCCUUAAAAGUAUAAACAGGACAUACUGACCAAGAGACACGCUAGAGGUAGCGCUUCUUCACAAGACUGAACAUCACAAGGAAAUCAAAAUAGAGAUAUGGAGAUAUAUCCCUAAUCACUUUUAUGCAGAGAAAAUGUUUAAUUUUGUGCAAUACUUUGUUUUCUGUAAUGCAUGUGCAUUUUGAAUCAUUGUAUACUGAAAUAGAAUCAUAUAGUUUUAAUAGUAAAAAAAAACAAGUUUCCCAAAAAACAUCUUCUUAUCCCAACAACUUGACAUUCCGUUGUUGUAAAAGUACAAUGUUUAUUUUACAGACUUGUUUUAUAAGUCUUGAGUUAUUUCUUGUUUUUUUGCUUUUUGUUUUGUUUUUUUUGGCAUGUGGGGGAUAUUUUCCACUUAAUCCAGCCACUCCAACAGAAUCUGUUUUGGGCGAUGACUAGGGAGGGUUUGUGUUUCACAGUAUGAUGAUUAGCUCAUCGGGCUAUUGCUAGCUCCGAGGCGGCCUCACAAACUGCUUCAUUUUAAUAACUAGUGGUGUUUUUAUGCAUUAAACAUGUUCUGUUCAGUGUGAACAUAUUUUGUUGUUAUAAGCUGACAGCGGGAGGGACACCCCCCCCCCCCCCCCCCCCCCUUUCUCCUGUCUGAUAGGCUCACAAGAGAGCCUUGUCCUGUGACCAAUGGAAUCACUGCUAAUGAGCACUUAGUAGCAACUGUGGAAGGGCCUCUCUCAUUGGCUGGAUGAUGCGCUGUUCUGCUGCAGUCAUUAAAUGGAUUUUCCUUGUCUGCACUGAGCAGCUUUAGUGGACUGUGAUGGGGUGAACCGGAGGACAUGAACUGGAGCCUCUUCUUACUCAGAGGUGAAUAUUUUGUCCCUAUAGUGGAGAAGGUGUCACCUUUAACUUUCUGCACACCUCUCCAAACAGGAAGGCUUGUCUUUUUUUAACCCCAGUAUUUAUGAAUCUAUGAUAAUGAAAAUUGUGCAUAUCUGUGUACAGUCUGUGUUAAUAGUGUGCCUAAAUGUACUGUCAACUCUAUUUUCAUAUUUUUCUUUAACCUAAAAAAGAAAUCAAUCAGAAUGUCAUGAUCACUUUAUGCGACUGAAAAUGACUUUAGGGUGUUUCUUUGCAUCAUGCUUAUCAAACUCUUCCUUGUGAGCAGUUGUGCUCAGAUCAGUAUAACACUAAUAAAAGGUAACUCAGACUAACUGACCAACAAUAUUCAUGUUGUCUUUGUGUGCGCUUGCAGAAUUUGUAGUUAUUCAAGGUUUGAUGGAUAUUUACCCUCAUACAGACCACUAACUGACAUAUUAUCCAGAGUGCAGUCUUUAUAAUGCUAAAUGUAAAAUUGUUGACUUUAUUAAAGUCUGGUGUCAAGCUUC